This is a messenger RNA of Monosiga brevicollis MX1, 870 nucleotides long. RefSeq lists its product as uncharacterized. NCBI's taxonomy places the organism in Eukaryota, Choanoflagellata, Craspedida, Salpingoecidae. The record is from RefSeq and is a predicted model, not a curated record. Gene Ontology annotation, cellular component: Golgi apparatus. The coding region runs from base 1 to 870 and encodes 289 amino acids. Gene Ontology annotation, molecular function: glycosyltransferase activity. The transcript is spliced from 8 exons.
AUGGUGGCGUGCUAUCGGCGGCGGGUGGGCUGGGUCUGCUUGGUCUUUGGGCUGUGUUUGGCCUUUGGAUUGUGGUUGCACAGACCAGCUUCCGUUGCCUUUGGGUCCAGUGGAGCUGUUUUGCUGGUCAGUCUUUGGGCCGAUCGUCCCCAUCGCCGUCAGAGCCAGCUUUCACUGUUUCGUUCCUAUGCCCAGCAUCAGCAGAUGCCAACGGUCAACCGUGAGGCAGGCGCCACCUUGCCGAGCGUCAAAGCUUUGCAUGUGGUCACUGCGUCAAGCGAAGAAAACUUUGCAGGUCUUUUGGCCCUCCUCAAUUCGGUCUAUCGGAACGUGGGCCCUGGGCACGCAAUUCGUUGGCACGUCAUUACCCUUCAAGCAGCACAGUUGCAGCUCGAGGCCAUUUUGGCUAUCCACUUUCCUGAUCGUGACAUUGAGGUCAUCGGUUUUAGUCAACACAUGCUUGCUGGCAAGAUUCGCGUGCGCAGCUCCCGUGCCUCCCUCGGCCACCCCCUCAAUUACGCGCGAUACUAUCUCCCGGGCUUACUGCCAGAUUUGAGCCGAGUUAUUUAUCUUGAUGACGAUGUGAUCGUGCAGGGUGACAUCACAGAGCUGUGGGAGCUCAACCUGCAAGGUCAACCUGCAGCCUUUUCCAGCGAUUGCAAUGAAGCUAGCCGUCAAUACGGCUUGCUACAGAACCGAUAUGGCGGCUUUCUCAACUACGAAAACUCCCAGAUUAAGGCUCUGAAUUUGCCAUCAGAGGAGAAUGUGUACGGCUCUGGUGUCGCGGGCGGUGGGUCACAGCCUCCCAUGCUAAUUGUUUUUCACAAGCAAGUGUGCCAGCAGCAUUCGCAGAAGAAAACUGUUCGCUGA